Molecule: messenger RNA, 770 nt
Organism: Poecilia latipinna (sailfin molly)
Lineage: Eukaryota; Metazoa; Chordata; Actinopteri; Cyprinodontiformes; Poeciliidae
Product: histone H3.v1-like
Exons: 3
Coding region: 111-584 (157 amino acids)
Source: RefSeq, a predicted model, not a curated record
AUAAAGGAAGCAGCGCCUGCAGGAAGCUCAGAGGCAUUUCUGCACCGAAAAGCUGAGUCCUUCAGAUUCAACACAGGAUUUAACACAACAGAGACGGUAAACAACCAGAGAUGAGGCUGCUGAACGUCGCUCUCCUCGUUGCUGUUCUUCUGACGGCGACGAUGGAUGCUAAACCGAUCCGCCACAGACACGACGCCGACAUCCCCGACAAGAACCAGCCGCAGCGAUACCUGGCGGAACUUUCCGAAGGCUCCGAGGAAUCCUCCGAGGAGUCCUCCGAGGAAGAGACUGAGGAAGAGGAGGAGGAGGAGGAGGAAGAAGAGGAAGAGGAAGUAGUGGUGGACGUGACGGAGGCCGCCACCAUCCCGCCUUUGCUGGUCGUGACCACAGAUUCGCUGACGUUCACCUCGGGAGACGGCAGCACGCUGGCGCCGGAGCCGGACACGGCCAACACGGCCGGGCCGGUGAUCAUGAUCCGGGAGACGACGCCGGAGCCGGGGGUCACCGGCGUGACGUCUGACGUCACCACCCCCGGCGUGGUUCCUACGUCACUAAGAGCUACGGAAAUGAGGGGAGAUAUCUGAAACUCCGUUAUGUUCAGGGGAGAUCAAAGUGUGGGGCGGGGGCCAUUUGUGGCCCCUGGAAUGAUUGUGUGUGGCCCCUGAUUUAAGUUCAUGUUCGUUACAAGUUUGGAUUCUAUUUUUAUUUAGGACAAAAUAAAAUAUUCUGACUUUGAUGGAGCAUUGGGACCACAACAAGAAAAAAAAGAA